This is a messenger RNA of Salvia miltiorrhiza (redroot sage), 2916 nucleotides long. RefSeq lists its product as uncharacterized. Lineage: Eukaryota; Viridiplantae; Streptophyta; Magnoliopsida; Lamiales; Lamiaceae. The transcript has 12 exons. Gene Ontology annotation, molecular function: GTP binding; GTPase activity. Bases 309 to 2465 code for a protein of 718 amino acids. Gene Ontology annotation, biological process: translation. The record is from RefSeq and is a predicted model, not a curated record.
AUUUAUUAUUCUUCCUUAAAAUUACAAUUACAAUUGCAAUUGCAAUUCUCAAAAAAGUAGAAACAAAAAGGGUGAAGAAGCUCGAGAGUGAACCGGAAAGCUUCAUUCACCGCCGGCGGAUUCGUACCGCGGUGUUGCAACGAAUGGUUGUGGCAGCAUAUUAGCACAAGUUCUUCUUUUGGAGGAAGCAACAUGGCAUUCAGCUCUCAAAGCUUUCUUGCUCAACUAGUUAAAUGUUUUUAACUGAUGCCGCACAGAAUUGAACACUCUCACUUUGCAAUUACUGCAUAGAAAUCUGAUUUGCAAACAUGCCUCGUAAAGUGAAUUACGGAGUUGAUUAUGAUGAUGGUGAUGAUUAUGAAGGCUAUGAAGAUGACUAUGAUUAUGAUGAAGAAGUGGAAGAAAAUGGUCUUACAGCUAAAACGAUGCCUACAAAAGAAGUUAGCGAGACUAAGGUCUGGCGAUGCCCAAUAUGUACCUAUGAUAAUGAAGAUAGUAUGUCUGCAUGUGAUAUAUGUGGGGUUUUACGUAACCCUUUGGUCAAGAGCAAUAUCAAAACCGAUAAUGUUGCAGUGGGCGGCAUGUGCAAAGAUUCUGGAGUAUCUGUGAUGGCCAAGUCUCUUUUUGCAUCAUUGCCGCAACAUAUGGUCAAAGCAUCCGUCUUUGAAGUGCAGAAUGAUGUUUCUUCCACGGAUAACCACCCUAACUUCCACAAAUUCAGAAAUAUACGAGGCACUUUUCCAGAAUUCAGUAGUGCUUUUAGUUAUCAAAAUCAUAAAAGAGUUAAUAUAGUCCCUUUCAAGUUUGAUGUUCCUUCUCCAGAUGAUUUGGUGUCAAGUGGACUGCAAUCACUGAAAAUGAAAUCCAAAGGUAGUCAGAAGGACACAAAUAUUCCAGUUGAACUGGACUUGGCUGCUAAGGAUCAAGAGUCCACUUCAGCAUCAGUAACAAGAGAGAGAGGUAAUGGAGUUGAUGAGAAAGAUUAUGGUCCAACCCGUGGGAGAAAACCAGGGAUGUCUCAUAGCAAUGUGAAUACGGAAGCUAUGUCUUCCAAAACUGGAAAAGCAGAAAUGACCAUUGAGAGAAAUACAGCAUCAGUUUCUGAGUUUAUUCCUGAGACAUGGAUGAUCCCGGAAACAGUUGAUGGUGAAUUGAGCCAGCUAAAUCUUGCAAUUGUUGGCCAUGUUGAUUCCGGGAAGUCGACACUUUCAGGAAGGUUGCUUCAUCUAUCGGGACGAAUAUCGCAGAAAGAGAUGCACAAAUAUGAAAAAGAAGCUAAACAACAGGGAAAAGGAUCUUUUGCUUAUGCAUGGGCAUUAGAUGAAAGUGCUGAAGAAAGGGAAAGGGGUAUAACAAUGACGGUGGGUGUUGCUUUCUUCACUUCCAAAAAAUAUCACAUCGUGCUGCUUGACUCCCCUGGACAUAGAGAUUUUGUUCCAAACAUGAUCUCGGGAGCAACACAAGCAGAUGCUGCAAUUUUAGUGGUUGAUGCUUCUUUGGGUUCAUUUGAAGCCGGCAUAGAUGCUACCGGGGGGCAAACGAGGGAACAUGCACAGCUGAUUAGGAGCUUCGGAGUAGAUCAGAUUAUUGUUCUUGUCAACAAAAUGGAUGUGGUCGGAUACUCUAAGGAAAGAUUUGAUUUUGUGAAGCAGAAACUAGGGACAUUUCUCCGUACUUGUGGUUUUAAAGAAUCUUCUAUUUCAUGGGUUCCAGCAAGUGUCAUGGAAAAUCAGAACUUAGUUGCAAAAUCUUCUGAUGCACGGUUGUCCUGGUAUAGAGGACCUUUUUUGAUGGAUGCGAUUGAUUCUCUCCAACUUCCUGCAAGAGAUUACUCCAAACCACUACGACUUCCUAUUUGUGAUGUUAAGUCACAAUCCCAAAGUCAGGUGUCUGCAUGUGGGAAACUGGAAAGUGGAGCUAUUAGACCAGGACUUAAGGUAUUGGUUAUGCCUUCAAAACAAAUAGCAACAGCCCGCUCGUUGGAACGUGACUCUCAGCCUUGUAGUAUUGCAAGAGCCGGAGACAACGUUACAGUGAAUUUGCAAGGUAUCGAGGGCAAUCAUGUAACAGCUGGGAGUGUGAUAUGUCACCCUGACUACCCGGUUCAAGUUGCCAGCCAGUUGGAAAUGAAAAUUCUUGUCCUUGAGAUUUCAACUCCGAUUGUAAUUGGUUCUCAGUUGGAGUUUCACAUACACCACGCAAAAGAGGCUGCCAAAAUCGUGAAGAUAUUGUCUCUGCUUGAUCCAAAGACAGGGAAAGUUAUGAAGAAGUCCCCAAGAUGCUUGCUGUCCAAGCAGCAUGCCAUGGUUGAGGUUGGUGCAAACUUUCUGAUGAAGAAUGAUAUUACGAGUGUUUUCGUUAUUAGUUUAUUUCAAUUACUUGUUAUUUUAAUUAUUAGGUCUUUUGCUUCAGUUUACUGGCUCGGCAUAUUUAGUUACAUUUUGCAGUUGGAUUUUGGAUAUUGAAAACUAGGUUUAUUUCCCUUCUCUAGUGUUCUUCUGGUAUUCUUCUUGAAUCAACAGAAUUUCAUUCUUAUCUGCAUCCUUUUCCGGCAUUUUGUGAUACAUUGCUGCAUCCCUUUCUUUCUGCAACUUGAGACGGGUGUGUUUUGAUGGUCGUCGUGGCAGGUGGCUUUGCAAGGUCCGGUAUGCGUGGAGGAGUACAGCAGCUGCAGAGCUCUGGGGAGAGUGUUCCUUAGAGCAUCAGGAAGGACUAUUGGUCUUGGUGUUGUCACACAAAUCAUUAAGAGGGAAAAGUAGUUUAUAUAUAUUUUGUAACGAGUUAGAUAAAUCCAAAAUCAGUUGUCACAACUAGCUCACAGCUUUUAAGCAUUUUGGUGAGGAAUUUUUGCAUUUUAUAAUUCAUUUCCCAAGUUGUUCUUUCUUCUGAAAUGAAAAGCGUUUUUGUUUUCUUAAA